GCAAAUCCCACCUGGCACGGCUACGGUAGUUUCCUUCAACAGCAAGAAACUCGCCGUCGCUCUCUCUCCGAAUCGUCCUCCUCCGAUUCACCUGCAAAAGGGAGCACACCUGAGCCUGCUCUUCAGCUUUCUCUCUCUAGGGUUUCGUCCUCCUCCUCCGGCGCCGGGCUCGUCUUCCGUUGCACGGCCUGCAUUCUUCCCUUCGCGCGGUAGCUUUUGUGGCAUUCCUUAUUUCCUUUUCCGGUUUCCCGUUUGGAUUCCGGGAGGAGCGCUUUUUCUUCUGUUUUUUUUUUUUUUUUCCUUUUCUGGUCGCCUUUCGCCGUCGCCGGUGCUUCGAUGGGGGAGGUGUCCGAUAAGCUGAGGCAAGCGGAGCUGAAGAAGGAGGGCGUUCGCAAGGCGUACGAGGACAUGCAAGCGCAGGCGCCGAAGGUGCUGUUGCUCUCCAUACUGUGGAAGGAUCUGGAGGAGCAUUACGACGGCGUCCGGAGGUCGCUGCAGUGCCGCUCCGAGGAGCUCCUCGGGAGGGAGAGGUCGCUCGAGGAGCGGGCCCGCGCGGUCGAGUCCAAGGAGGACGAGCUGCGUUCGUAUCGGCGGAGGAUCGAGGAGUGCGAGGGGGAGGUCAGAAGGAAGGCGAGGGAGCUGGCGUCGGUGGAGGAAGAGAUCGAGAGGUUGUGCGGUGAGCGUGCGUCGGAGGAGAAGCGGUUAGUUCAGACGCGCGGCGCGCUCGGCGAUGUGGUUUCGUUGAUCAGAGACAAGAAGGAGGAGUUGAGCUCUCUUAGGCAGUCGACUGAGGAAUGCCUGGGGAUUUAUAGUUCCAAAAAAGAGGAGAUGGAGCUGCUGCAACAGAAAGUAAGCUUGCAAGAGAAAAAAGUUGGAGUGUUGCGGAAUUUGCUAUAUGAGAGUGCUAGGGAACUAGAUUUGGAAAUAGAGAAGUUGGGACUGACGAGGAGUUCUCAUAAAGAGCUGUCGAGGGAGGUUGAUUUGAAAAGACAGGACUUGAACAUGGUACAGAAUCUGCUCGAGGACAGUUACAAGGAAAUGGGCACGAGAGAGAAUCGGUUGAGCAUUCUGGAACACUCUAUCGAAGAGCUUGAAAGGGUGAUUGAGCUCAAACACGGAGAAUUGCAGUCUAUAAAUGACUGCUGCCUUGAACUUCAAGUCAAGGAAGAGGAACUUGGUCGAGUCAAGAAAUGCGUUGAAGAGUCUAAUGAAGCGCUCAAAUUGAAAGAGAGUCUCCUUGAUUCAAUCCGAACAUUGAUUGAAGAGAACAAGGAAGAGCUUGAGUCCAAGGAAAAGCAGUUUGAUGCAAUCAACAAGUUGGUCGGUCAGCGGUCGGCAACACUUGAAUUGAAAGAGAGGGAGUUGGGGUUAAUCGAAACAAAUAUUGGAAAGCUCUCAGAAGAGCUUAAAUACAAGGAAGCUCAUUUGGAGGGUAUCAGGAAGUGUGUAAAGCAGCUUGAAGAGGAAAUGAAGUCAAAAAAGGAAGAGCUUGCUUUAGUUGAAGUAAAAGAAAGAAAGGCUCGCAGAUCUCUUGAAUAUAUAUGCCGGCAAUUGAAUGCAACCAAAGAGCCUUUAAAGGACCUCAAUCUUGAACUUGAAUCCAAAAGGAAACAGCUAGAGUCCAUCGAAAUUCAUAUGAGGAAAUCUGCAGAGGGACUUCAACUGAAAGAACAAGAGUAUGCUUCUAUCCAAAGCUCAAUUCUUGAAAGCUCAGUGACCUUCAAGUCCAAUAAGAAACAACUGGAUUUGAUGCAGAAGUCUAUUGCAGAGUGCUCUAAGGAGCUUGAAUUUAGAAAGGGGCAGUUGGAUCAAAUUGAAGAGAGAAGCAAGGAAGGCCACAGAGAUCUCGAACUCAAGGAAAAGCACCUUAAUGUGCUUAACGCGUCAAUUGAAGAAUGCUCUAAGAUACUUGAAAUGAAAGAGAAAGAAUGUGAGGUUCAAUGUAAUGAACUAAAAUUGAGGAGGGAACGACUUGAUUGGAUUGAAAAAACACUCAAGAUCCACUCUAGGGAGUUGGAGUUGAGAGACAGUUUUAAUGUACUUUCUGGUGUAACGGCUCAUGCAUUAGUAAAUGAAUCUGCUUCGGUUUCGCAAGUAAAUUUUCAACCUGGAAUUGGUGUUGAUGGAAAGAAUCUGCUGAGAUUCCUAGGUCAGCAAUUCAGGGAGCAUGACAGAGUGUGCUCUAAGGUGCUGGAAAGAAUUCAAACAUCACCUGAUGCUGCAAAAUUGGUGUUAGAUGCCAUUGAAGGAUUCUAUCCUCAGGACUCCAGUAAUGGAGAUGGAUUUGACAUUGGUACAACCAGAAGGAUUUGUAUCUUUCUCUUAGAGUCUAUAAAAGAAUUUUCAGCAGAGGUGAAGCCUCAGGUGAGGGAAGCUGCAAUGAAGCUGGCCCUUGAAUGGAAAGUGAAGCUAAAUGUUUUGCCAUCACGAGAGAAUUAUUUGGAGAUGUUAGGUUUUUUGCAACUUCUAUUGGCAUAUAAGCUGGACUCUGCUUUCGAUAAAAAUGAAAUUCAAAAUCUUGUCAAUUCAAUAUCGCAGUUCAGAAAGGCACAUGAAUUGUGCCAACUCCUAGGUUCUUCAGGUGCACAACCUGGCUCCUUGAGAUCCAUUCAACAGUGCCAAAUAAAGACUGAGGAGUCAGAGCAUUGUAUUGUGCACAGUUCAGAUGAUUCUCCUGGUGUGAUUUCUCCACCACCAACUGGCUCUGUUAGAGGAACUUUGCAGUUUCGCCAAACUGAGCUUUCGACUGAAGAUCAUGCAAUCCUCAAAGAAAUCUUGGAUGAGCUGCAAAGCUCCUCUGACCCUGCAGAACUUAUUCUGGGUGUAAUUGAGGGGUCUUAUAGGCAAUUCUCAAAUAGUAUGGAUAUGAAUUUGCAUAGUGAUGUUCUCAAGAGUCAAAUUUUUCUAUUAGAGCAGCUGAUAAAAGUUUCACCUUCAAUGUCGAAUGAAGUUAAAGAAGGAGCAAUGAAGCUGGCAAGAGAAUGGAAAGUGAGACUGACAGAAAAAGCUGAGGGAUCGUUAGAGGUUUUCAGUUUUCUGCAUUUCUUGGCUGCAUUUAAGUUGGUUUCUUCCUUCAAUGAAAACGAGAUUCUGAAUCUAGCAGAUCGUGUUUCACUGAAUGACAAUGCUCCGCUUUUAUGCCAGACCCUUGGUCUUGCCAACAGGGUGACGGCGCCAGCUAGCACACCUGCUUCUUUCUCUGGAGUCCAUCUGCAACCGCCUAGAGAGAAGAAACGUAUCGCCAGUGACCCUGCAAUCGAUCAGCAAUCCCAACAGCAUGCACGAAAGUGCAGAUACGUGAUGAAAAAUCCAGUACGCCCCGUGUGAUAUCUGAUGCAACUCCCAUCCUUGUUAUGAGUCACUCACCCUUGAGCACUAAGGUAUUCUCUGCUAACAUUAGGCCCUAGCUUUGAUCUAUCACUGCCAGUCGCCUCUGACAGCAGCAAAGACAAAUUUUACGUUUAUUUUCAGCGAUUGUGGUGCUGACAAAGUAUAGAAAGUACAGAUAGGUUUGCUAACACGAGCAUUGUCUCGCUUUUGGAAAGUAAGUUAAUGCUUUCAAUAUAGAAAUUAUCCUACGAAGCUCUCGACAAGGUUGAAGUGAUUGCGCCGGAUGAGCAGAACAUACAAGUGAACAUCAGAACAUACAAGUGAACGGAUUAUGUAUUUAUGACCUAAACGGCUAUCUGACUUAGUGUUUUUAGUUUGAAUUCGGAGAUCUAUCUCA
Molecule: messenger RNA, 3727 nt
Organism: Eucalyptus grandis
Lineage: Eukaryota; Viridiplantae; Streptophyta; Magnoliopsida; Myrtales; Myrtaceae
Product: COP1-interactive protein 1
Exons: 3
Coding region: 337-3327 (996 amino acids)
Source: RefSeq, a predicted model, not a curated record